Wasmannia auropunctata (little fire ant) is the source of this 1610-nucleotide messenger RNA. RefSeq names its product transcription initiation factor TFIID subunit 7 (gene Taf7). Bases 98 to 1309 code for a protein of 403 amino acids. The transcript is spliced from 7 exons. Lineage: Eukaryota; Metazoa; Arthropoda; Insecta; Hymenoptera; Formicidae. Gene Ontology annotation, biological process: RNA polymerase II preinitiation complex assembly; transcription initiation at RNA polymerase II promoter. Gene Ontology annotation, molecular function: RNA polymerase II general transcription initiation factor activity. Gene Ontology annotation, cellular component: transcription factor TFIID complex. The record is from RefSeq and is a predicted model, not a curated record.
GUGCUGUCCGUUUAAUAAACAUUCCUAUUUCUGUUUUCAUCAGUUUUCGUUCCCAUUUGGGAUUUCGGUUAUUCUACUGUGUAAAAAGCCGAAGAAAAUGAAUCGCAAUUCGAGUACGGACUACAAAAAUCGCAAUGAGUCGCAGGUCGAAUUGGAGAGCCAAUUUAUUUUGCGGUUACCGCCCGAACCCGCCAGAGUACUGAGGGAGGCGUUACGUAGCAAUUUGCCUCUAAAAGACCGAUUGACCAUAAAACUGGAGAACGAUAUGCGUUACGGUGAGGUUAGGGUUGACCACUGGUUACUCCACGCUAAGGUUGUGGACCUGCCGACGGUGGUGGAAUCCUUAAAAACCAUUGACACCAAGAGCUUUUACAAGACUGCCGAUAUAUGCCAGAUGGUGAUAUGUAAAGAAGAGGAAGAUCACACUGCGACAGACGAGGAGUCUCCUAUCAAGCAGAAGAAGAAGGAUCCGAACAAGGUCGACAAGAAGUUUCUCUGGCCUCACGGCAUAACGCCGCCCACGAAGAACGUGAGGCGCAGGAGGUUCAGGAAGACUCUGAAGAAGAAGUACGUGGAGGCGCCGGAGAUCGAGAAGGAGGUCAAGCGUUUGUUGCGAGUGGACAACGAUGCCGUUAACGUCAAGUGGGAGGUGAUAUGCGAGGACGAGGACACGUCGAAGCCCAGCAAGGUGUCGUCGUCCGGCACGGUCAAGACUAAACGGGAGAGCAUGAAUGGGAACACGUCUCAGAGUCUGGAUGUCGCCGAGCACGACAUAUUCGGCGAGGCAGUUAGCGACAGCGAGGACGACGACGAAGAGGCGAACAUCAACGUGAUGGAGCUGGACGAGAACAGCCGCCUCUCGGCGGACAGUAGGGUCUCGGACUCCAAUUCUAUGCAGGCCGCGUAUUCCGAGAGGUCGAGUAACAACGCGACGACGAGCAGCGGACUGGUCACCGAGUUCAGUAAAGACAUGUUCCACGACAACGGCGACACGGAGACCGAAAAGCAGCAGGGCGAGUCUAGCCCGCUAAAAGUUCCAAAAUUGGAGCAGUUUCACUCGGAAUUUAUUAUACCAGACAAUUACAGCGAAGCGAUAAUUACGCCCUCGGUAUCCGUGUCUAAAGAUGCGCGUCUCGCUACUCUCCACGCGGAAUUGGCGGAAUUACGGCAAAGGCGGCAGCAACAGGAGAUCGAAAUAGCUAACAUCGAAAAUGUCAAGCUGAGGCAACGGUUCCAGGAGAUCUUGGAUAAUUUGUUGACCCAGGAAAUGCAAAAAGUACAAGAGAUACAAGAUCUGGAAAUGGAAUAGAAAAUGCAGCACGAGUUUCAUGGCAUUUUAUAAAUGUAAAAGACAGUUAUUAUAUAUUAUAAAAGACAAUUUUCGUCUUUUAUAUAAUAAAUAAUUUUUUUAUAUAAACUCAACAAUUACACAGUGCAAUUAACUUAUGUAUACAUUGUACAAAAUCAAAAUGUGAAUUAUAACUUUUUUAAGUGAUAUGCUUUAAUACCGGGGGUUAAAUUGGAAAAGAUUUAUCAAAUUUAUAUCUAAAGCCUAUUAAUAGCAUAUUUUGUAGCUUAACAAAUCUUGAAUAAAACGAAGAGAAGCGUAA